AUGGGUCUCACCUUCUCCAAGUUGUUCGAUCGCCUAUGGGGCAAGAAGGAGAUGCGAAUUCUGAUGGUUGGUCUUGACGCCGCCGGUAAAACCACCAUCCUGUACAAGCUGAAGCUCGGUGAAAUCGUCACCACCAUUCCCACGAUUGGUUUCAACGUCGAGACCGUCGAAUACAAGAACAUCCAGUUCACCGUGUGGGACGUCGGUGGUCAGGACAAGAUCCGUCCUCUCUGGAGACACUACUUCCAGAACACCCAGGGUAUCAUUUUCGUCGUCGACAGCAACGAUCGUGACCGUAUCGUCGAGGCCCGCGAGGAGCUGCAGCGCAUGCUGAACGAAGACGAACUCCGUGAUGCUCUCCUCCUGGUCUUCGCCAACAAGCAAGAUUUGCCGAAUGCCAUGAGCCCGGCCGAGAUCACCCAGCAGCUUGGUCUGCAGAGCCUCACCCGCCGCCCCUGGUACAUCCAAUCCACCUGCGCCACGACCGGAGAUGGUCUGUACGAGGGUCUGGAGUGGCUCGCCGAGACGCUCCGGAAAACGAACCGCGACUAA
Aspergillus heteromorphus CBS 117.55 is the source of this 552-nucleotide messenger RNA. RefSeq names its product putative ADP-ribosylation factor (gene arfA). The record is from RefSeq and is a predicted model, not a curated record. Gene Ontology annotation, molecular function: GTP binding; GTPase activity. The coding region runs from base 1 to 552 and encodes 183 amino acids. Gene Ontology annotation, biological process: vesicle-mediated transport; intracellular protein transport. NCBI's taxonomy places the organism in Eukaryota, Fungi, Ascomycota, Eurotiomycetes, Eurotiales, Aspergillaceae. Gene Ontology annotation, cellular component: cytoplasm; plasma membrane. The transcript has 4 exons.